Messenger RNA from Carcharodon carcharias (great white shark), 6016 nucleotides. RefSeq names its product E3 ubiquitin-protein ligase RNF14-like. Gene Ontology annotation, molecular function: zinc ion binding; ubiquitin protein ligase activity; ubiquitin conjugating enzyme binding. NCBI's taxonomy places the organism in Eukaryota, Metazoa, Chordata, Chondrichthyes, Lamniformes, Lamnidae. Gene Ontology annotation, biological process: ubiquitin-dependent protein catabolic process; protein polyubiquitination; positive regulation of proteasomal ubiquitin-dependent protein catabolic process. Gene Ontology annotation, cellular component: ubiquitin ligase complex; cytoplasm. Bases 320 to 1747 code for a protein of 475 amino acids. The record is from RefSeq and is a predicted model, not a curated record. The transcript has 9 exons.
UUCCACCUGGCAACACGUGAGGCGGCAGCAGUAGAUGGCUGGGACACAACGGGAGGCGACGAAAAUGUGAGGGGAGGCUCCUUAUUAGGAAAGUAAAUGUCCAAAAAUCGGAUGGCGUGUAUUGGGCGAUCUUGCAGGGAGGUUGCUAUGGUGUAUUCAGAGCUGAUGUCACUAGCAAAAAUUCCCUGGCAUGCAGUCGGUGCAUGAUCAGGAGUAGAAGUGUGGGUCCCCUCAUCCUGGGAGAGCAUUGUUGCUUUUUCCAAAAGACUGUUAAUUGCACUGAAGAUUGACUUCUCAAAGAUUUAUUUCAGGAAUCUAGAUGUCCACCAGGGAUAAAGAAGAGCAAGAAGAUGAGCUGCUGGCUCUUGCUAGUAUUUAUGAGGAGGACGAAUUUAAACGUGCAGAAUCUGUUCCGGGUGGAGAAAUGAGCAUUUGUUUGGAGUUGCCACCAAACUUCAAAGUAAUUGUUUAUGGUGAUGAAAAGCAGAAUAAAAAGGAUCUGAUUGAAUACGUAGUUUCUUUCCUGCCUCCUCUUUUGUUGAACUUCGAACUUCCACCAGAUUAUCCAUCGUGUUCAGCUCCUAAAUAUACCUUGAGCUGCAAGUGGCUUUUCCAAACUCAGCUCUCUGCACUUUGUGCUUGCUUGGAUAGAAUUUGGAAAGACAAUGGCAAUUGUGUAGUGCUAUUUUCAUGGAUGCAAUUCUUAAAAGAAGAGACACUCUCCUUUUUACUAAUCAAGUCUCCAUUAGAAAUCCAAAGAAACAUUGAUGAGAAAUCUGAUGACACUUCUAAUAAUAAUAAAGAUAAAGAAUUUGGAUCACAGAACAAACUGAAGAACUUGAAAGAGUUUCCUCUUGACCCGAGAGCUAUCCAGGAUGUGGAGUCAUGGUCUUGUGUUUUGCGUGAAAUUUUGGACUUUGAUCAGAAUCAGCAACAGAAAGCCUUUCAUAGCAAGAUAUUCACCUGCAGUGUAUGCUUUUAUGAAAAACUGGGCAUUGACUGCAUGUACUUCAAGGAGUGUAUGCAUGUAUACUGUAAGGGUUGUUUGAAAGAAUAUUUUGAGAUACAGAUCCGCGAUGGGAAUGUUCAGUGCCUUAACUGUCCUGAGCCAAAGUGUACUUCUGUUGCCACACCAGCUCAAGUCAAAGAGCUGGUCAGGGAGGAGACAUUUGCACGGUACGACCGCCUUCUCCUUCAGUCUACAUUGGACCUAAUGACAGAUGUAGUGUAUUGUCCUCGUACUGUUUGCAAGUCAGUGGUGAUGCUUGAGCCUGGAAACACCAUGGGCAUCUGUCCAGGAUGUCGUUAUGCUUUUUGUGCAUUAUGUGAAAUGGCUUAUCAUGGAAUUUCCCCAUGUAGAUUAAAAGCAGAAAAACUUGCUGCGCUGCGUGAUGAGUAUUUGAAGGCCGAUGAAUCUGGCAAACAGCAUUUGGAAAAGUCUUAUGGCCGCCGAGUGCUUCAGAAAGCAGUGGAGGAGUUCUGCAGUCAGGAAUGGCUUGAAAAGAACUCAAAGCCAUGUCCCCGCUGUGGCACAAACAUACAGAAGGUGAAUGGAUGCAAUAAGAUGACUUGCACUGGCUGUAAGCAGUAUUUCUGUUGGCUUUGCAUAUGCCCACUUUCGAAAGUAAAUCCAUAUAGUCACUUCAGUGAUUCCUCGUCACCCUGCUUCAAUGAACUUUUCCAAGGUAUUGAGUUUGAAGCAGAAGAGGAUUUCUUGAGUGAUGAAGAUGACGAUGGAAUUGUUUAAGCUGUUUUCUGAAGCUGCUGAAUCAUCAUUACGUAAAGCUUGUGUGUUAACCAUGCAGCUAUUAUCUUCAGUGUCAUCAAUCAUAGUUGAAACAACCCCUGGCGAUGAUUUUAGCACUUAUCGUUGGCCAUGAUGAGACAUAUGCCUCAGAAUAUAUAGUAUUCUAGGGAUGUUUGUUUUCAGCUUUAAACAUUUAUACACACACAAUAUAUUUGAGCAAAUUAAGCUGACAAAAUUGAGAGGAAGAUCAUGUUUUAUUUAACUUGGACAGCAUUCAGAGGAAAGUAUUUACGUAGUUGAGUAAAAUUGAAAACCCUUGUCUUUGGGAGCCAGUUUCAAAAAUAGUUGACGAUAGAGAAAUAUCAAUGCUAUCUUUAUUUUUCAAUUUAUAAAAAUGUUUCUCCACCACCACCUCGCCACCUUCCACAAAUUUUGGACAUUCAGAUCACAUCCGCAGUAGCAAUUGUUUGUGGGCCUCUUACUGUGGCUCUUAACCUAUUCGCUAGGAUAUUGAUGUCCAAACUUUUUAUCCUGAUGGGCCACUUAAUCAUGGAGUUAUGUAAGUCAACAUUUGCUAUCAUUUCUGAAUGUAGUUUCCCUAUUUGAUGCAACAGCUCAAACUGUGUGGAGCUUUUAUUGAGGUAUUUUCAGUUUUGACACUGGAAUGGACACGGGUUUUAUUGCAAUCCUGAUUUUUUUUUUUUACAUUAAGAGAAAAUGCCAGAAAUACUGAGUAGAUUGGGCAGUAUCUCUGGAUCGAGAGACAGUUAAUGUUUCAAGUAGAUGAACUAUCAUCAGAACCUGAAACAGCAACUCAGCUGAUCAGUUAGCUACGCGCAGAGAAACAGUAUUUCCAGCAUGUUCUGUUUUUAGUGCAGAUUUUCAGCAUCCGCGGUAUUUACCUAAUGUUUUUACAUUCAGGUUUCAGCAAUAUGGAUGUGGUUUGAGUCGUAGGGGGACGGUGAUGACGGGUAGUUAGAGAGAAAAGAGGCAUAUAAAAGUUUAUAUUUGUACUAUGCAAGAAAGUGCGAGAUGGUAAUAAUGGAGCAGCCACCCAGAGCCCUACAGCUUUUUGGAUUUCAUUCAAUAUUUAAGGCAACACUCAUCAUCUGAUGCAAAAAACUGCAAAAGCUGCAGCUAUUUGGUGCCUUCACUUGCCCAAGCCAAGUGACUAAAUCAAUAUUUAUUACACAUUAAAACAGGAAGAAACAGACAUUUUAGAGUUUGAAGCUAAAAGGUAGCAUUAAAGUUCCUGUAAUUAAGCUUGGCCCAUAUUUUAUUCUGCUUUCUCUUGCCUGCCAUCCCACCACCACAACCCCCUUCAUGAAAAGGAAAUCAUUUUUUGCUCUAUUUGGCAACUCAUUCAUAUGCACUUUACUUCUGGAGUGCCUCAGCAUCUUUUUUGUGGGGUAAAUGUGAAGCCUUCAUCCUGCUAUUUCUCUGUGUGCAUCUUGAUCACUUCACCCUAAAACCCUGCCAGUCACUGGAGCACUUCUUACUUUAUUUCCUCUAAACAUGCACAUGUUAUGUCCCAUGGUAAUGGGGACUAACAGAGAAUCACUGUAAGAAGGUGUUCUUGGAGAUACCUGUACCUAUUUCAAGAAUAAUGUACAAGAAUUUGUAGACUAGGACUACUUAUUAAUUGUAGUUGUAAUUUGAACAUUGUAGACAGGAAUGUGAACAAGAAUAGUUUCUUCACACUCUCUUGCCCUUCACACUUAAAAGCUGCUUAUAGUAGAGCUUAGAAAUAAAAUACGGAAGACCACAGAUUUUUAAUAUAUUGGAGUAUACAGUGACAGUUUUCUUUAAAAAUAAAGACAUCUAUAGAACCAAGAAGUCACAUUAAAUUUCAUAAAUGGCUAUUAAUGCUUAUAACAGGCUAACAAUCUCCUCCAAGCAAAUUCAACUCUGUUUAAACAGUCAAGAAAUAAUUAAUAAAAAUGGAUAUCCAUGUUAAUGAUUGCUCAUAAUUAUGUCUUGUAGAUUUUGAAAGAAUUUUGAUUUUUUAAAUUCUCUCAAUUUGAUCUCUUUUGGAUGAAUUAGGUUUUGAGUCUCUUAAAGUAGCAAUUUACCUCAGCCUGCUUGAACUGGAUUUUAGGACUCACAAAUCAACAAUCUUUCUGCUGUGUUUUGAUACACAUGCUUCUGCAGAAGUCCCUGGGUUUUCCCUUUGUUUUCUGAUGACCCAUUUGUUAUAUGCUUUAAUGAAACAAUCCUGUGCUGAUUCAAGAAAUUCAGUGCAAAUAUGAUACUACAGCAUUGUCAGGAUGCUGGUCAGUUGAAGAAAGGGAACUAGAUCCUGAACAGAUUGGAGUUUUUGUCCAUGAAGGGAGUAAAAUUGUUGUAUGGUCCUGCAGCCUGCCAAGCCUGUUGGCCUUGCUGGCUCAAGUGAUGUAAUCAAAGGUCCAGAAGCAAGUCUGCUAGUCCCUCUCCUCGGCAAGUGGAUGGUGGAAAGGAACAAUAGAAUUGUUGGUUUAAAAAUGAAUGAUUGCAAUUGUGGAUCAGCCUGAAAUGAUCAGCUCAUCAUAUUAUGAACACUUUUUUUUAAAUUGCUGCAUUUUUGUGCACAAGGUGACUGCUCUUUGGGCUGCAUUUCUGUUGUGCUUCCUAGAUAUUCUUGCAUAAAGUCAGUCUAUUAACUCUUACAAGGAAAGUAUUUCUUUCAAUUAAACUGUGCAAUCUUAAUCUGUUUUGCCAUCAUAUUCCCUUAUGUAAGACUCAUUUAAAGUGUCAUGGAGAAGAAAUAUUCUUUGAAAUUCAAGAAAUAAUUCAAUAAAAUGUUUUUGUGACUUCUGGUAAUCUUCUGAAUAACACUAAAAUGUUUGCAGUUAUCUUUACAGUUAACCACAUGCCUACUGGAUGUAAUUUUGAAAAAUGGUUUUCUUCCACUAGAUAUUCAUUGGGUGCAUUAAACCUCAGUUAACUUAUUGUUUUUGAUUAAUAUGAUGUCAUGCAGUGCAGCUUACUGUCUCAUAUCAAUGAUAUGACAUAAAAAAUGAUGUAUACUGAAUGUUAAUGCAGCGGCAGUGAAUUUUGGAAGUUAACAUUCAACAAUGAGUUUUUCUGUGAUAAAGGAAAUAUCUAUAGAGCUUCAAGUUGCCUUUUUUUAGUCAGCAAGUUAUUUUUAAAGUUUCUUGUUUGCAGCUUUAUUUAUAGGAGUAGCUAUUGAAAAGUACAUCUCUGAUCACUUUGUAAAUUGGUAUACUUUUUGAAAAAGAUAAAGCAUAGUAAACACAAACUACUGUGGGUUAUGAUUGAUGGCACCACAUGUUUGUGACCCAUUUGCCCUCUUAACACCCUUACUUUGAUUUAAUGACAAUUCUGGAUUUGUAUUAAAAAUUCUCCUGCUUAAAAGUCCAUCCUGAAGGAAGUCACUCGACAGAUUUUACUGCGUUUUAUUAAUCGUAUCUUGUUACCCUAGGACAUGAUAAAGCACCUGAGCUUUCAGGGAUUCGACAAUGCAAUAAAAUGUAUUGAACUUAUUUGAACAUUUAGUAUUUUUCUUGCACGCUACCCCUCCCCGGCCAACUCAGUGACCUCUGCAUUUGCUUAGGAUUUUACCAAUGGAACAUAUCUAUCAUUUUACAAUGUAGGUCAUUUAGGCCUAAUUUGAUAAGGCAUCCUUUGUAGUUAAUGUGCAGUGACAUCCAAACUGAUGCAUUAUGUUUCGAUUACAAUUACUGAGGUUUGUUAAGUUACUGGGAGGAAGAACAUGCACAAUACUGGUUAUUGGUUACUUGCAAAGCUGAAAUGGUGGAAGCACCCUCAAUUUAAGAUGCCAUUUAACCCUAAGAUUGGUACAAUCUUUGGUAAAUACUGUGGUCCCUGUGGUUUUUUUUUUUAAAUAAACUUUUCCUCUAACCAUUCACUAAGAACUUUCUUAUUGCAUUCCCGAUACAAUUCAGGUCUUCCAUUAAAACAGCUGCUUUUACACAUGUAGUUCUACUUUUCGUGGCAAGCUCUAUUACACAAGACGACUGAGGUUAAAAUUAGAUCAGCUCACAAGAAAAAUGUUACUGGGAAAUGUUACAGUUUUUUGCAAUUGAUUUUAAGUUCAUUCAAGUGGGCAUAAUUUCAGGAUUAGCAUUUUUUAAAAAUACAAUCCUCAAAGAAAGAUAUUGUUUUACAACAAAAAGCAUUACUGCUGUGAAAUAGUGUUCAGACAGUACUGCAAGAAUAUAUAUAUAAGAUGUUUAAAAUUGAAUUUCUUCUUGUAUAAAAGGAUAUGAUGAAGGUUAACAGUUCUGUUGAAUAAACAAUUGAUGGAUG